Myzus persicae (green peach aphid) is the source of this 884-nucleotide messenger RNA. RefSeq names its product dnaJ-like protein 60. The transcript has 5 exons. NCBI's taxonomy places the organism in Eukaryota, Metazoa, Arthropoda, Insecta, Hemiptera, Aphididae. Bases 176 to 808 code for a protein of 210 amino acids. The record is from RefSeq and is a predicted model, not a curated record.
AUGAAAUUCAGAAAUCUUAAAAACUACAUUACUACAAAAGUUUUGUUUUUGGCGUUUUCGCAUUUCCUAGGUAUUUAAGAUUUGUUUUUUUUUUCUAAACUAUACACUUUACUUUUGGUGAAGUUAUUUUUUCUAUUAAUCAGGCACUUUUUAUGUCUACUUAAAACAAUAAAUUAUGAACAAUGUUCAUAUUGUGCCUAUCGCUCUUAAAAUAGUUCGACUUAGUUUCAAGGAUAUAUCAAUACGUUGCCAAUCAUCAAAACAAAAUUUAUCUUCGUACUAUGACACAUUAAACUUGAAACCAGGAUGUUCCAAAAAAGAAAUACGUAACUCAUUUAUUAAGCUAUCUAAAUUGAACCAUCCAGAUGUCUGUGGUCCUUCUUCUAAUGAUAGAUUUGUACGUAUCAAUGAAGCAUAUAAUGUACUAAUAGAUGAAAACAAGAAAAAGUUAUAUGAUGAAACAUUGGUAUACACUAAUAAUAGUAAUCCAAUUUAUUAUCAUUACCGCGAACGUCAAAAUAGUGGAAAUUGGAAAGAUGUGUACAAUAAUCCAAAAAACCAUUGGCUAGCUUCAAAUGUUGCUAUUGCAGGUGUCUGUCUUUCAAUACUAGUUGUUGGAUCCAUAAUACGAUAUAAGGUUGUAAAAAAAUCUUCCUCAAUGAGAAGUUUAUUGAUGGAUGAAUCUGAUGAACGUUUGUCCUUUUUAGAAGAACAAAAAUUAAUGAAAAUUGAUAAAACUAACGAUGAGCUUAUAAAACUGUUUGAACAAAAUAUUGCAAAAGAAUACGGUCAUAUCGUAAAAAAAUAAUUUGUUGUCACCUUGUAUUAUUUGUUUAUAGAUUAUUAUUGUUAACUCUUAUAUGUUUGAAAUAAAUUUGUUUAAA